Messenger RNA from Procambarus clarkii (red swamp crayfish), 879 nucleotides. The record is from RefSeq and is a predicted model, not a curated record. NCBI's taxonomy places the organism in Eukaryota, Metazoa, Arthropoda, Malacostraca, Decapoda, Cambaridae.
AUGACGAUGUUCGCCCUCGCUGAUAUCACUCCCAGCGCCCUAGCUGAUAUCACACCCAGCGCCCUAGCUGAUAUCACUCCCAGCGCCCUAGCUGAUAUCACUCCCAGCGCCCUAGCUGAUAUCACACCCAGCACCCUAGCUGAUAUCACUCCCAGCGCCCUAGCUGAUAUCACACCCAGCACCCUAGCUGAUAUCACUCCCAGCGCCCUAGCUGAUAUCACUCCCAGCGCCCUAGCUGAUAUCACACCCAGCACCCUAGCUGAUAUCACUCCCAGCGCCCUCGCUGAUAUCACUCCCAGCGCCCUCGCUGAUAUCACACCCAGCGCCCUCGCUGAUAUCACUCCCAGCACCCUAGCUGAUAUCACACCCAGCACCCUAGCUGAUAUCACUCCCAGCGCCCUCGCUGAUAUCACACCCAGCGCCCUCGCUGAUAUCACUCCCAGCACCCUAGCUGAUAUCACACCCAGCGCCCUCGCUGAUAUCACUCCCAGCGCCCUAGCUGAUAUCACACCCAGCGCCCUAGCUGAUAUCACACCCAGCGCCCUCGCUGAUAUCACUCCCAGCACCCUAGCUGAUAUCACACCCAGCACCCUAGCUGAUAUCACUCCCAGCGCCCUCGCUGAUAUCACUCCCAGCACCCUAGCUGAUAUCACUCCCAGCGCCCUCGCUGAUAUCACUCCCAGCGCCCUAGCUGAUAUCACUCCCAGCGCCCUCGCUGAUAUCACUCCCAGCACCCUAGCUGAUAUCACUCCCAGCGCCCUCGCUGAUAUCACUCCCAGCACCCUAGCUGAUAUCAAUCCCAGCGCCCUCGCUGAUAUCAAUCCCAGCGCCCUCGCUGAUAUCAAACUCAGCGCGCUGAUAUCAAAUCCAGCACUCUGA